Molecule: messenger RNA, 258 nt
Organism: Pyricularia grisea
Lineage: Eukaryota; Fungi; Ascomycota; Sordariomycetes; Magnaporthales; Pyriculariaceae
Exons: 1
Coding region: 1-258 (85 amino acids)
Source: RefSeq, a predicted model, not a curated record
AUGACUCGACACGGUCCCAUGCCGGUUCACGACCGAGUCAACAAAACCGGACGAAGGAUAAGGGCGGAUAAGAGUUUGAGCAGCAAGGACAGAGAUCGUAUCGCUCUCAAUCUGCAGCGCCUGCAAAAGCCAGGGGCAACGAGGCUGAUAGAACAAAGGCGAAAAUACUGCGCGAAAGCAUGCAAUAUCUGCUCAAAAGCAAUUGUCGCCACAGCUUACUGGCUCUCCUGGCCCUUGGAGGCGAGCCUUACAAGCUGA